AUGCCUUCCGAAGACCGUAAUCUACAGUCUCUCCCCAAGGAGAUUCGUCUAAUCAUAUAUGAUUACCUAUUCACGCCACAGUAUUUCCGCCAGUGGCCCUCCAGCCGUGCGAUAGAUACUAUACCAAAUAGCCUUAGCAUCUUGCGCACGUGCACUGCCAUCAAGAACGAAGCAUCAUAUUUUCUCUACAGCAGCAGAACGUUUCAAUUCCACCUGCCUAACUCUCUUGAUAACACUCGGACAAUCCUUCCAGACUCCGCCUUCAAAAAUCUCAUGAACAUUUACAUUGCGACAUGGGAAAUGGGCAGUCUUCGCGGCCGAGUACCUGAUCAGAUGUCCGAGAAUCUUGCAACCCUUCUUUCUCGGUUCUCCGGAUCCUCCAUCUUACGGUCCCGACUUACCAUCGUCCUCGAUCCUUCCAAGCAGGCGCUAUGCAAGCCUGAAAGCGAGGUCGUCGAUUCUUUGGGUAAGUUGAACGGCUUCCAGAAAGUAUUGGUUGAGUUCAAAGCCGAUCUUUGGAGAUCCAGACACUUGUUAGAUAGGGCACGACGAGCUGGACGAUUGUGGGACCCAACCAGACAGACUGAAUGUGAAUUCUACGAUGAAAUCGUGGGUAAAAUCAUGCAUAGGGUCGAGCUGGGCCUGGGCGAAGGCAAAGUCUGCAGCGAUAUUCCAAGUGCGCAGGGGCCUCAAUAUGUGCGGUGGGUUGAGUUUAAGCCCAGGGGGUAA
Molecule: messenger RNA, 729 nt
Organism: Bacidia gigantensis
Lineage: Eukaryota; Fungi; Ascomycota; Lecanoromycetes; Lecanorales; Ramalinaceae
Exons: 1
Coding region: 1-729 (242 amino acids)
Source: RefSeq, a predicted model, not a curated record